Penicillium manginii is the source of this 1275-nucleotide messenger RNA. RefSeq names its product putative ribosomal protein/carboxylic ester hydrolase (Ppe1) (gene ppe1). Gene Ontology annotation, molecular function: protein methylesterase activity. NCBI's taxonomy places the organism in Eukaryota, Fungi, Ascomycota, Eurotiomycetes, Eurotiales, Aspergillaceae. The coding region runs from base 1 to 1275 and encodes 424 amino acids. The transcript is spliced from 5 exons. The record is from RefSeq and is a predicted model, not a curated record. Gene Ontology annotation, biological process: protein demethylation.
AUGAGCGAGUUCCAGAAAUCUUUCGCCAAGUCAAAACUGGCCAAGCUACCUGCAGAGGCUCCGAUGUUCGACGCAAUCGGUAACCCCGAAGGAAUUCGAGAGGAGGAUGCCUCAUCCGCAUCCUCCGUGUCCUCCACGGGUACCCUCAUGCCAUCGCCCACACGACAUCUCUAUUCCCGAACCAGCUCAAGCAACUCCCAAUCAUCGACUUGGUCGGACUUUUUCGCCCAGGAGCUGUUCCUUCCCGAGCAGCUCGACCAGAUUAACAUCACCCAUCAUGUCUACCUAACACCCCCAACGGGAUCAGGGCCUCUCUUUGUCCUGCAACAUGGCGCAGGCUCUUCCGGAAUGACCUUUGCAUCUUGUAUCAGCGAGAUGCAGAAAAUCCUUCCCAAGGCCGGAUUUCUCUCCCUCGAUGCGAGAGGUCACGGACAAACAACGAUGACAUCACAUUCAAAUCCCCUCGAGACCGAAAACCCAUCUCUCGCCGCGGCAGCUCAUGCUGAAUCGGGCAGUCAGGUCGAGCUCGAUCUGAGUCUUGGAACGUUAAGCCGAGACCUUCUAUUCGUCAUUCAGCAGACGCAAGCGAAGAUGGGCUGGGAGAAUUUGCCCGACAUCGUUCUCGUAGGGCAUAGUCUUGGGGGCGCGAUUAUCACGGACCUAGCAAAGCAAGGCGGACUAGGCAACAAAUUGCUAGCCUAUGCUGUCCUUGAUGUUGUUGAGGGUUCCGCCCUGGACGCCCUCCAAAGUAUGGAAAUGUACCUUUCUACGCGCCCAAUCCGAUUCGUUUCAUUAGGAUCCGGAAUCGAAUGGCACAACCGUUCUCGUAUAAUUCGCAAUUCAGCCUCGGCACGGGCAUCAGUUCCGUCCUUGAUAUACGAAGAAAACGAUCCCACCGAUCCCACCCGCCCAUGGGUAUGGCGCACCGACCUAACUGCAACGAAACCCUUUUGGGAAAAUUGGUUCAUCGGUCUCAGUCGGAAAUUUCUCGAUUCCCGAGGUGGAAAGUUGUUACUACUAGCUGGAACGGAUCGAUUGGAUAAAGAAUUGAUUAUCGGACAGAUGCAAGGUAAAUAUCAACUUCAGGUCUUUCCCGAGGCGGGCCAUUUCCUUCAUGAAGACCAGCCGGCCAGGACGGCUCAAGUGUUGGUGGACUUUUAUAAGCGGAAUGAUCGUAGUGCGCUGGUACUUCCGCCAAAGGUGGCAGAUAUGCAGGCAGCCGCUGCUAUGAACAAGAGUGACGGCACACCUCAAAAGCACGGGGUGUUGAAAUAA